This is a messenger RNA of Didymodactylos carnosus, 2131 nucleotides long. Lineage: Eukaryota; Metazoa; Rotifera; Eurotatoria; Philodinida; Philodinidae. The record is from the annotation of a GenBank genome assembly.
CCCCGCGCGCGCGCCCGCGGGCCCCCCCCCGCUAUAUCAUUAUGAAGCCAGUGAAAGUCUCUUUCCAAUGAUGUGUAAAGUACAGUGGUUAACGAGAAAAUUAGUUACAGUUAUAAACAUGAACGCCGUUGACCUACCGGUUUCCUGGGAAACUACCGAGUAUUCCGGAUCUUAGAGUAUCCAGUUACAUUUUCUUAAGGCUAUCUCAUAUAUCAUUUUGUAGCUCGUGAAAUUCUCUAUCGAACGGUGUAUAACAGUUGAUAUUUGCUGUGGGUGAAACAGGUUGAAUAAUGUAAGUACUUUGAGAAAACGUCGCUUAACGUUUUUUUUUUUGCUAAAAGGUUUGCAGGGGCACUGAGAAGGAGUUUUAAGAUUUAAAAAUAUGUUAGCGUUAAUCGUGGACAAAAACUGCAUGAGAUGAGUUAACAUAAGACUGAUUUGAGCGUGGACCGAUUUUGCCUCUUAUCAUCCCCCGUCCUUUCUAUACUUUAGACAAGACUAUUUUCAAAAAAAACCUGGUUUAGGUCCCAUGAAAAGUCCCCCGGGACCAGUACCGUCCUGAAUACCUCUAAAGCUACUUCAUAAGCACUCGAUUGACGAAGAUGAUUCCUGUGGCAGAGGAUUGAAUCAUUCAGAUUCCACUCGACACUGAAAACAAUUUCGAACUUAAAAUUGGAUUUAAUUUUUUUGUGCCGUUUCCAGUUAGGCAUAUGGAAACUUUUAUGCGUAUGGUUACUUCAUUAGUCGUUCUAUUCUUUCGUUUUUCUCAAAAUCGAUUCUGAUAAGCCUUCGUCCUGGUUACGAUCACAGUGUUUUCUUUUUUUCUUUUGUCCAAGUUCUGUCAGUAGUCGCUGAAUUUUUCUCAUAGUAAAAGGACCAACUGUGGGUAAACUGUACUCAAAUCAUACAGAAGCUGUGAUGCAUGUUUUCAUUGGCCACAAAAUGAAAUAAUUAUAAAAGAAACUACGUUUAAUCGAUCCGAAAUGGCUUGAAUACCUUUCUCCUAGUGGAAACGGGCAACAGAUUACACUCAUCAGUGACCUACUAUGUAGUAACGAGAACGGAAGAAUCUUUUUAAAGUUCAGAGAGAUCGGUUGAGAGAGAGAAUAGUUUUUUACUGCAUGAUCAGCAUUAUAAUGCCUUAAUCCUCGAAAAUACUCUUCUUCUAGUUCCUGUACCUUUAAGAGUAUUCAAACGACCAUACGGUUUUAUUUUGUGUUAAUUUCAGGAUAAAAGGCUCAGCGAAUACACAGAAAAACAUUUUGAACGAGAAAAUAUUGAAAUAAUAACUAACACUCGUGUUAAAAACGUGAAACAACGAGAAGUUAUUGUACAACAUAAAGGUUCAAACGAUCUACUAUCUAUACCAUGUUCAAUUAUUCUAUGGGCAACAGGCAUUCAGUCAAUACCAUUAAUAAACAAUUUACGUGAAACAAUUGACGUGAACAUACAAACCAAUCGUACGGGUUUAAUAACAGACACGUAUUUACGCGUAAAAGGUAUUGCUGAUCAUUCAAUAUAUGCAGUGGGUGAUUGCGCAACCGUUGAACAACGAAAAUUGGUCGAUUAUAUUAAAACUUUAUUUGAAGAAGCAGAUACAGUGAAAGAUGACGCUUUAGAUUUACAAGAAUUUCGACAAUUAAUUGAAAGUAAAGUUAAAGAAUUUCCACAGUUUGAAAUCUAUCAGAAAAAUAUCGAAAACGCAUUUCAUAAUGCAGAUAAAGAACAAGCCGGACGUUUAAAAUUUGAACAUUUACAUGAUAUAUUAGAGAAAGCUGAUAAAAAAUUACGUGCGUAUCCACCUACAGCUCAAUUAGCAUUACAACAAGGUGAUUAUGUUGCCAGUUUAUUAAAUAAGAUGUCUACUGGGGAUUCAUCUAAUUUAAUACAGCCAUUCCGGUUCAACUAUAAAGGCUCGUUGGCUUAUGUCGGAGGUGAUGCAGCCGUUAUCGAUUUUACUGGUUCACCAUUAUUAAAAAUAUUUAAUAUAAAACCAUUAUCGGGAAAGGGUAGCUAUUAUUUAUGGAAAUCAUUUUAUUUCACUGAAAUGUUCACGAUGAGAACAAAAUGUUUAUUAGCGUUCGAUUGGAUAAAAUUAAAAUUAUUUGGACGGGAUAUUAGCCGUUAUUAA